This is a messenger RNA of Bacidia gigantensis, 2202 nucleotides long. RefSeq lists its product as uncharacterized. Gene Ontology annotation, cellular component: nucleus. NCBI's taxonomy places the organism in Eukaryota, Fungi, Ascomycota, Lecanoromycetes, Lecanorales, Ramalinaceae. Gene Ontology annotation, molecular function: RNA polymerase II cis-regulatory region sequence-specific DNA binding; DNA-binding transcription activator activity, RNA polymerase II-specific. Gene Ontology annotation, biological process: regulation of transcription by RNA polymerase II. Bases 1 to 2202 code for a protein of 733 amino acids. The record is from RefSeq and is a predicted model, not a curated record. The transcript is spliced from 3 exons.
AUGUUUCGCAACAGUGCCGACUACCAUGGCGAACGAGAGCAACAAAAACCUCACGAGCCUUCGAUCCACGACCACGAUCAAUGGAAUCUUACGCCUUCAGUAUUGGACUCAAACUCAUUCUCCUUCUCUCAAUUUGCAAACCACGAUCCUGUCGAAUUCACCGCGACCGGAACUGCGAUGGGCCCAAUGUUCCACAACCGGGCGGGCGACCUCCACACUCCUGGUUUUGGGAUCCAACUCGGUACUCCUCUGACAACGAGCGACAGUAACCUUUCAAUGAUUGAUCCCCAUGGGCUACAUGGCAGCCUAUUGCAUCAACACGCUUUCCACAGCGCCCAGGAACUUCACCUUCAGCAAUCAUAUGCGCCGCACGCAUUUGUGCAUCGAGAUUCUGGCUAUGAGACGAUGGGUCCAUCAAAAAGCCUCUCGGCUGGUCGAGGAUCGGACGCCGCGCAGGAUGCAUUGGUCAGCUCGCAUUUCUCGCAUCAUGAUGCUAGCGUCAACGAGAUGAAUUGUCAUGAGGUAUCAUCAGGGGAGAAGCUCCGAUAUCGUGUGACGCUAAACGCUGCGACGGCCAUGGUGAAGCAGUCAACAGAGAUUCCAGUCACCUACCUCAACAAAGGUCAAGCUUAUGCCCUGUCCAUACAUGACACACUCGGCUCAGGACCCGCUCCUGGGCCUUGCAAAUAUCGCACGAUUGUCAGGGUUUCCUUUGAAGACGAGGAGCAGAGACAGAGGCCGUCAGCCUGUUGGCAACUGUGGAAGGAAGGCCGUGGUACUGCCGAGGCACAUCAGAGAGCCGGUAAACUCCAAGCUGUUGAGUUUGUUGACCAGCAUCAAGGGGCCGAUGGUGAUCAGAAGCGACCAAGGAUCGACCUGGACAUGGCAUCAUUCGACUCAUUCGCUGUCACUUGGAGUCCUGCAGCAGGCUCUGCUACUGCGGAUUGUACAGUGGCCGUGCGGUUUAAUUUUCUAUCGACUGAUUUCAGCCACUCCAAGGGCGUCAAGGGAAUCCCCGUCCGACUCUGUGCAAAGACUGAGCUCAUCUCUUCAAAUACGCCGGAAUCGACUCCUGGAUCGACUGCCGAAGUCUCUUACUGCAAAGUGAAAUUAUUCCGAGACCACGGCGCGGAGCGCAAACUUUCCAACGAUGUCGCACACAUCAAGAAAACCAUCGACAAGCUAAAACAACAGAUCACUCAAGUCGAGAACGGAUUGAAAGACGUCGGAAAGCGGAAACGGCAAGAUUCGACAGUCGCAAAGCCAUGUAGCCAUCGAGCUGGGAAAGCGCCAAAGCAUCGAAGAACCUGGUCUGUGUCUUCCAAUGGCUCGAGCGAGCGACCCACCAUCGAAGACGAUUUACACAUCAAGCUUGCCACUUUCCAAGAUAUGUUCAGCUCGACACGACCCGUCAGCGUGCUCCAUCUGAAAGGCGACAAUGAAGAUGAUCCCGACGACUAUCCAGUGUCUUUACCUGGGCAUCCUCUAGAUCUAGCGAGCAUUCCCAUGAUCGAGCGCAGACCUUCGUAUGAGACGGGAAGUCUAAGCGGCCAAAGUACACCUACACCAUGCAAAGCAAUCUCUCCCGUCUCCGCAACGCAACCCAACAUUACGACAGAAACUUCCCAACAAGGCCUGUCUGCCUAUCAAGGAUCUCUUGUCAUGGAGCAACUUCAUCCUCACUCCGACUGGGAUCAUCUGACUCAUGUUUCUAACCCCAAUUUCACCUACGAUGCACCGACCAAGGUAACGAGGCACGACGACACGCAUAGCCUUCCUGCUUGGAUCGAAGCAUCCGGGGUUGAUCAUUCAUAUCAAGCGCCACCAGAACGAGCGAGCAAGCCUAUCGCCUGCUGCUACAUUCGAGGCUCUCUACCGAAUAGUAAGGCACAGCCUGACUACUACCAGGCGGUCUACUUGAUGGAGAGGACAGCAAGGCACUUGAUCAAGGGUGUUGCUACUAAGUGUGACGUCGACCCGGCAUCUAUCGCCCGUGCUUUACGAAUUGAUCCGAGAGGAUUGAAGAUCAUAAUCGACGAUGAAGUGGUACGCGAAUUACCGGAAGGGCAGGAUAUGAUCGUGGAACUCAUAGAGCUUGACGGUGUUUCGAAGCAAGAACCGGGCUCGGGCCAGGCCACCCCCCUCUCAAGGCCAAAUCCAUAUUUCCAGAAUGCGAAUCUCGAAUUAAGACUCAUGUUCUAA